CUCGGGGGCUGCGGGGAGCGCGGCUGUGGGCGGGAAGGCUGGAGGGCUCGGCAGAGUGGAGAGGAGGGGCUCGGGGGUUCCCGAGGAGGUUUUGAGGUGACCCUGAGCAAUGUCCCGGAGGUGAGCCCAGAGCAGGCCCUGAGGUGGCCCUGAGAAGAAGUGGAAGGCAGAGGUGGUGCUGAGGCAGGAGAGCCCUGUGCUGGGGAAGUGGCUGAGCUGGGAGUGCCCAGCAGGGAGAAGGUGCUGUGUCCAUGCCCUGUGUGCCAGCAGGAUUUGUCCUUCCCAAAGCUUGGGCGGAUGGAGGAGGAGGAUUUGAGGAAGAGGAAAAAGCCGUGGGCCCCCCAGGCAGGCCCCGAGCUGAGGACGGAGAGCACGGAGGACAAAUCCCCCCGGCAGAGCCUGGUGGGAGAUGCUGUUUUGAAGGGCUCCCCGGCGCAGGAAGGCAGUGGGGAGGAAAAGACCAGGAGAUGCCCCUGGAGGAGGGGCUGCAAAGCCAACCCAGGGAGCUCUGAGGAGGAAAGACCCGGCCUGCACCAGGAAGGCGGCCGGAGCUUGAACCGGAGCUCCGAGCUGGUGGUCCCUGAGCAGCCUCCCAGCAGGGAGAAGCCCUUCAGGUGCUUGGAAUGUGGGAAGAGCUUCAGGGUGAGCACCCACCUCCUCAGGCACCAGCAAAUCCACAGUGGUGAACAGCCCUACACGUGUAGGGAAUGUGGGAAGAGCUUCAGGCAGAGCUCCAACCUCCGCAUCCACCAGCGCAUCCACACUGGGGAACGGCCCUACAAGUGUUUGAAAUGUGGGAAGAGCUUCAGUGACAGCUCCAGCCUGAACCGGCACCAGCAAAUCCACACUGGGGAACGGCCCUACACGUGUAGGGAAUGUGGGAAGAGCUUCAGUGACAGCUCCAACCUGAUCCAACACAAGCUCAUCCACACUGGGGAACGGCCCUACAUGUGUGGGGAAUGUGGGAAGAGGUUUCAGGACACCGGGAAUCUCCUCAGGCAUGAGCAGACACACACAGAGGAGAGGCCCUUCCGCUGCACCGACUGCGGGAAGGGCUUCAAACAGAACUCCAACCUAGUCACCCACCAGCGCAUCCACACCGGGGAGAGGCCUUACAAGUGUGGGGAGUGUGGGAAGAGCUUUAACCAGAGCUCCCACUUGACCAAACACCAACGGACCCACCGGUAAGGGAAGCCCCUCGAGUUCCCCAACUGUGGGAAGAGCUUCUACCGCUGCUCCCGCUCUGUCACCCGUUGGAGAACCCACCUUGGGAACAACCUUUUGGGGACCCACAUUCUCGGUGACUCAUAUUGAGAACAGCCUUCUUGGGGACCCACAUUCCUUAGUGACCCCUGGUUUAUUGUCGUGUAGCGAAUGGUUCUGAUUAAGAUGGUUUUUUUUUCUUGCAUCCCAUCGUUCGUAAAUUGCGUAGUGCAACCCUUUUAUACAAUUUCUGAGUAGGGAUUACAUCAUUAUACAUGUAUAUUCAUUACAUUGCAACAUCUACUUGUAAUAUUCAUAUAUAGGCGGAGUCUUCAAUUUGCGGAGGAUUAGAGGUGGGAGAUCCGGAGCCUUCAUCGGGGGAGGUGGUCGUCUGUUUGGUCUUCCUCGGUGUAAACUUUUGAACUCUUCUCAAAUCUUUCUUAAUUUGGGUAGUUUUCUUGUGAUGUUGGCAGCGUCUUGGUAACCUUGGCCCAUCUUAAAUCUGCUGAUACUACUAUCUCUUUGUUUUGUGUUAUUUUAUGGUUUUAGUAUCCUUUUUAUCAACAUGUUCUGUUCCCUCGGACAAUUUAUUACCUCCGUGGUUUCCUAAUGCUAAACUUUCCUGUAGUGCUUUACAUUUUGUGUUUUAACCUCUUGUUUCUCGAAGACUGCUUCCUUUUGAGUGGCUUCAAGCUGAUGUCUCUCCCAUACCUCUUUAGCUCUAGGAUUACUCCGAAG
This is a messenger RNA of Myiozetetes cayanensis, 1941 nucleotides long. Its product is annotated as zinc finger protein 239-like. Gene Ontology annotation, biological process: regulation of transcription by RNA polymerase II. Gene Ontology annotation, molecular function: RNA polymerase II cis-regulatory region sequence-specific DNA binding; DNA-binding transcription factor activity, RNA polymerase II-specific. The transcript has 4 exons. Lineage: Eukaryota; Metazoa; Chordata; Aves; Passeriformes; Tyrannidae. The coding region runs from base 298 to 1188 and encodes 296 amino acids. The record is from RefSeq and is a predicted model, not a curated record.